GGGGCCGCCCCGCUUUGCGUAGGGCCCCGUGCUCCUCCUCCUGCUCCCGCGUGCCGCCCACUCCAUCUCACGUGGGGCCCAGCUCCGCCCCACCUGUGCGGGCCGCCACGCGGCUGCCACGUCCCGCGCGCUGCCAUGGCCCUCGACCCCACAGGCUCCGUGUGAUGUGGCCCUCCCUCCACUGGAGUGUAGGCUGAGCCCAGUGACUUGAAAUCAACAUAAGGUAGCAGGAACAAGGCUGCACGGCUUCCACGACAGGCUCAGAAAUGGCCACCUACCCGCUGUACCCUGUGUAGGUGAUUUGGCCUUUCCAGUCCGCAUAUCAGAUAAAUAUGUGAAGAAAGAAGUCUUCUUGGCGAGCAGCAUCUCAGACAUGUCGAAAAAGAUGUUUUGAUCCCCAAAAUAAUGAGAGAAAAGGCCCGAGAGAGAUGUUCUGAACAAGUUCAAGAUUUCACUAAAUGUUGCAAGGACUCUGGAAUCCUUAUGGUAGUAAAAUGCCGCAAAGAAAAUUCUGCAUUGAAAGAAUGUCUAACUGCUUACUAUAAUGAUCCAGCCUUUUAUGAAGAAUGCAAAAUGGAGUACCUGAAGGAAAGGGAAGAAUUCAGAAAAACUGGAAUUCCUACCAAGAAAAGGCUGCAGAAGCUUCCCACAAGCAUGUAGGCAAAUAUUCAAAUGAUACUCAGUAACGCCAAUGUUCAUGGAAAUCACAGUCACCUGAAAUGAUGGACUCAGAGAAGUGUUUGCUUUAUCCUUAAUUAUGGAAAUAAUUUUAUCUGAAAUAAAGUUUUUUUAAACUUCAAA
This is a messenger RNA of Physeter macrocephalus (sperm whale), 801 nucleotides long. It is a transcript of the gene CMC1, whose product is annotated as C-X9-C motif containing 1. Gene Ontology annotation, cellular component: mitochondrion. The transcript is spliced from 5 exons. Bases 406 to 660 code for a protein of 84 amino acids. The record is from RefSeq and is a predicted model, not a curated record. NCBI's taxonomy places the organism in Eukaryota, Metazoa, Chordata, Mammalia, Artiodactyla, Physeteridae.